Molecule: messenger RNA, 2785 nt
Organism: Drosophila yakuba
Lineage: Eukaryota; Metazoa; Arthropoda; Insecta; Diptera; Drosophilidae
Product: loricrin
Exons: 5
Coding region: 1341-2576 (411 amino acids)
Source: RefSeq, a predicted model, not a curated record
UGCGUGAAUAGUGUUUGUCGGGGUAAUUCGUCAUGCUCAAUAGGGGAGAUUCUUCUUCAGCAAAUUGAUUUGAUGUAGUCCUCCACUUUUAAUUUAAGAUUCCCGAAAUUAUAUUGAAAUACUUUUGCAAUUUGUCUUUACUAUUUACAUCUAUAUAAAAGGAACUGUAAUUAAUUUUAAUAACGAGUUUUCAUAGUAGUUGUAUACAUUUAUAAAUAAUAAAGGCAUGAUGGAAUAUCUAAGUACAAGUUGAAUGAAUAGAUUUUUUUAAGCCCGCGUAUUUAUUUCCUUACAUUUGUAUAUUUCCAAAAAAAGAAUUAGUAGCUGGUGUCAGUUGUAAAAUAUACAUUGUUUUUAAAAAUGUUUAAUUUAUUUGUUUUAGUUAGCUUAAAAUACGCUGUGUUAUUCCAAUUUUGAAAACUAUAUUUACAAAUUAUUUGGUUCAAAUGACUUCAAACUAGCAUUCUUCUUAAAUAAGGCAUAGCAGAAGUUUAUUUUCGCAUAUUUAAAUACAUUUUUCUGGUUUAACCUAUACCGCUCAUCUUAAAUUUCUUUAAGGGUAUUAUAAGUCUCUGGCAGACUGCACAAUGUUUCCUAAUUUGGGACGUCUUCAGGUGGAAAGUCUUUUCACGGUCACGGUCGCGGAUUAUGUAAGCGCUGAAAAGUGUUUUGUUCCAGUUGCCGGUGGAAAUGCUAAUCUCGUGUUGAGAUCUAAAGUCAUGCUGAGAUCUUAGUCACUGAAAUGCCGAGAAGCUGGAAUAAUCCGCGAUAAUUUCACAGGAGUGUUCUGGGGGCAUUACGCAACAGACGCAUAAUUAGCUCGCUUCUCGAUGAGACAAUCAAGGCGUUUCUUGGGCACAUCCUCCUCGUCAUUCUCCGAAAGCCAAACUGACCAUGAAACGAGAGCACAGCACGCCCCAAGGUGUUGGAGCAGGCGAAGUGACAAAUCGACGUCCCGUCCCAAGCCAAAAAGUCUAAACAUGAAAACACUGGCUGCCAACACCCUGGCCACAAAUGCCAGCGAACCACAGCCGUCAGCAGCACAACCACCGAAAACCAAGCCACCAUUAUUAGCCACGAUGAUCCGGGGCUGGGAUCGCGGUUCAGUGCUCUCGGCUCGGGCAGAAGCACAGCUCGGGUUGGAGUUCAGAUAAAUACGGAUCCAUCGGUUCCAACCACAUCAUUCGCGGUCUGUCGCCAGUUCGAGAAGCUUUGGCUCGUUGUGAUACAGUGUGAAAGGAUACCUCGGCUUCACCCCAAUUCGGAAAGGCACAACGCGUGCCAGGUGCUAAAUUUGUGAUCGAUUCGGUGGAUUCGGAGCCAGCUGACGAGGGAACACCAUGCGUGCUAUAAUGUUGAUAUCCUGUCUGGCGCUGCUCGUAUGUGUCCAGGCAGCGGUGACAGGACCCGAAGCUCGUUCCGGUGGGGACUCCAAGGAUCAGCAGCUGGCUACAGCGAGCGUUGGAAUCCUCGACUCCGUGCUCCGAGGCAAGAGCCGCCAGUCGCGAUGCGUGAGGUGCUACGAGGAUCGGGAUCGAGAUCGGUACUACAGUGGGUACUCCAGUCGGACGGGCGACGAUGCGCGCGGUAGUGCCUGGUACUACUCCGGCUACGAUGAUCGCAGCAGGGAUCGGGACUACGAUCGCUACUACGAUCGCUCCCGUUAUUACGAAGACCGCUAUACUCCGAGGACCUACGAUCGCUACGAGGGGCGUGGCUACGAUGACUAUAGAAGGGGUUCUGGCUAUGGAGGAUCCUACGAUCGGGAACGCGGAUAUGGAUACGACAACCGGGAUCGCUACUACAGUGGUGAUCGCUACAGCGAGGGGUCUUCUAGAGAUCGCUACUACGACCGCUCGAGGACGGGCGGAUAUGAUCGCUACGAUCCGUACGAUCGCUACUACUCCAGGUAUGAUUUUCGCAACUAUCGCCCUUGGGAUGAAACCUACAGGGGACAGUCCGGUUUCGAUAACUCCGGACGUGGCUACUACUUUGCCACCGACGAGGAUGAAAGCGAUAGGAGUCGAGGAAAUGGCUACUCUUACUCUAGACCCUCCUCCUCAAUGAGUUCGCCCUGUGGACGCAUCUCCGGAAAUUGUCCCUACGCCAGUGGCUUCAAGGUCACCUCACCUGCCAUUGGAAGCGACAGUUCGCGAGUGGGCGGCCACACAAAUGCCCUGGGCUCGGAAGGGGGUCCCGGCAGCUGGACUUAUUUGGGAGAUCAGGACAAGGCCGGAGGGAGCAGCAGUGGCAGCGGCGGAGGGAGCAGCAGCAGCAGUGCAAGUAGUAGCAGUAGCGGCUCAAGCGGCAGCGGCAGCGGCGGUAGUCGGGAACGGGAACGGGAACGGGACAGGGAGCGGGAUGCACAGAGCUCUUCCUAUGGUGGCCGACCACGUCCUCUAGGCGUAAGCUAUCUGCUCGAACGGGACGCGGAUACUCCGUCGGAUGGCCCAGGAAACACGGCGAAUGCUGCCGGAAAUGGUGGAAGUAAUGGUGGUGGUGCUGCGGGCCAGAGCAUGCCCAUCCCAGCUGCCCAGACAGCUGCCGAGGGAAGUUCCGGCGCAGCUGAGCAGUAACUGGACAAGGACGCAGAACCAUAGCCAAGUCCGAGUCCUGGGACGGAUGCACUGCAGCGACUGGGAGAGACACCCGCCCGGUGGGCGUGGCUGGGCUUUGUGUAUCCUACCGUCCGUAUUAAUGUGUAAUCGUAAGCUAAGUCUCCAAAGAAACUAUUUAUGUGUGGCACAGCUUUGCUCAAAUAAACCAUUUUCUAAGAUCCUCAAAA